This is a messenger RNA of Camellia sinensis, 911 nucleotides long. The record is from RefSeq and is a predicted model, not a curated record. Lineage: Eukaryota; Viridiplantae; Streptophyta; Magnoliopsida; Ericales; Theaceae.
AAAAGAGCAAGAUAUUCAUGUAGCCUCUCAGCUUUUUAUGCUUAUGGACUCCAACAAACCCACAUCAAGAUCUGUGCCACAGGUGGUUGUGGUGGCAUCUACUGAUAGCACCCUUCACCUUUGGAUAACUGUUACUGUUACUCAGCCCAACGUUGAAUUUAUGAAGGCAAUAAUGCUCUUUUCUUAUAACAUUUUGCAGCUCUAUACAAAGAAGUUUCCUUUGGAUCCCAGCGUUGACUUGCAAUCCAUAGCUGCUUCUUGCAAUGGCUAUGUUGGGGCUGAUUUAGAAGCUUUGCGUCGCGAGGCUGCCAUGUCUGUAGUAAGAAAAUCUUCAGAUGCAAAUGAGGAAGCUGGUAUGCGUAGCUUAACAAUGGAUGACUGGAAGCAUGCAAGAUCUGUCGUUGGUCCAAGCAUAACAAGGGGUGUUACUGUGGAAAUUCCCAAGGUUUCUUGGGAGGAUAUUGGAGGAUUAAAAAAUUUAAAGAAAAAGCUCCAGCAAGCUGUUAAGUGGCCUUUAAAACAUUCUGCUGCAUUUUCAAGGCUUGGAGUAUCACCUGUUUGUGGGAUUCUUCUUCACGGACCUCCAGGGUGCUCAAAAACCACCCUUGCCCAAGCUUCUUUUUUUUCCUUGAGUGGUGCAGAAUUAUAUUCAAUGUAUGUUGGAGAAGGUGAAGCUUUGUUGCAUAAUACGUUCCAGAGGGCUCGCCUUGCGGCACCAAGCAUAAUUUUCUUUGAUGAGGCAGAUGUUGUUGCUGCCAAACGAGGAGGCAAAUCAAGCAGCAACAUUGCCGUAGGAGAGAGGCUUCUAUCUACCUUGCUAACAGAAAUGGAUGAUUUAGAACAGGCAAAAGGAAUUCUUGUUUUAGCAGCUACAAAUCGCCCUCUUGCAAUUGAUGCUGCUCUUAUGCGGC